Amphibalanus amphitrite is the source of this 1311-nucleotide messenger RNA. RefSeq lists its product as uncharacterized. The coding region runs from base 121 to 909 and encodes 262 amino acids. The transcript is spliced from 6 exons. The record is from RefSeq and is a predicted model, not a curated record. NCBI's taxonomy places the organism in Eukaryota, Metazoa, Arthropoda, Thecostraca, Balanomorpha, Balanidae.
GCAGUGCCGAAAUGCGCGCCGGAACAGCGCCCGACCAGCAGUCGUCUUCUGGCCCCGCUCUCCGAGGCUCUGCUCUCUCGGUCACUGCCGGAGCGGACACUUCAGACCCCGCCCGGCACCAUGUCGUCGUCUGAGGCACGGAGCGGACGACCGCUACUCCUGGCCGUCCUGGCCGUGACGCUGCUGCAGCCGAGGGCGACGGCGUCGGCUCUCACCACGCCCAGCUCACCGACUCCAGACGGCGGCGACUGUAUGCCCGCGAUCGCGGCCAAGUGUUUCAACGAGGUGGCCAGGGACCUGGCCUGCCAGCGGGGCGGCGUGAACUGCGCCGGCAGGGACGCCGUCGACAUGUGCUACACCCUGGACGAUGCGCUCAACUGUACUUCAGACAUCAUAGACGGCGACUGCCGCGCCCCGGACGGCCGGCUCACGUACGACGCCUGGCUGCGUGGCCUGCGCAGCGUGCAGAGCCAUCUGUGCGCCAACGACGCAACUAACAUGCAAGCGCUGAUCCGACCGACGCCGUGCUGGGAGCCGGCUCAGUUUCUGCGCUGCCUGGAGAGCUCGGCGACCGUCCACCAUCCGGCCGACCUGCUGCGAGUGCAACUGGACGCCGACGAGUGCCGCGCGAUCCGCGACUCGAGCUGGCAGUGUGUGUCGCGCGCGGCUACCGCCGGCUGCGGGCCCGACCCGGCGCCCUCUGCCGCCCUGCAGACGGCGCUCAGCGCCUUCCUGCUGGAGACGCCGUGCCGGGCCUCCUGCUGGGAGCAGCCGCGGCCGGCGGGCGCCAGCGGCGGCGGGGUGGCCGCCAUAGCACUGCUGGCCGUCCUGGCAGCGGCGCUGGCGGCCGCGCUGGCAGUCGUCACCUACAGAACCUCCUGCUUCCGGAUACCCAUCGCCCGGGGCUAGUACCCGAUACCCUGGGGCGGGGGUGGUUGAUGGAAUGGCGAUGUCAGGGGAUCUAGAGUCCUUGGCCAGCCAAAGAAAAGACAAUCCCUUUCAGAAAACACUAUCAUGAAAGGGUUUGGGAAAGUAGAUGACGAACGGCGCAGCGGAACGUGCCCGUGUACCGGUAUAUGCAAGAUGCUAAUGUUCAAUCCAGAGCAGCGGCAGAUGUCUGAGAAAACGUGCACUCUGAGCUGCCACUGUGAGUAUUUUCACCAUACUGGACGGUAUCCGUAUGGUCAAGCAGGUGCCCGUUCGAGAGGGCUCCAAGUGAGGUAACUGGGGCUUAGAACAAGAUUAAACCGACCCUUUACUGAUAAAAAAAUCCAUCAACUGAAUAAUAAACAAGAAUAAUAAUUUUGAGCA